This is a messenger RNA of Prorocentrum cordatum, 324 nucleotides long. NCBI's taxonomy places the organism in Eukaryota, Dinophyceae, Prorocentrales, Prorocentraceae. The record is from the annotation of a GenBank genome assembly.
AUGAUAUCGGGCGCCGACUUCACCUACCACGCCUCGCCAAGCAGCAACGGAGCCCGCUGCCAUUGGUUGCCCUUCCAGCAUGCGCUGAUCCCAGCGCUGCAAUUGCUGAUCGCACUGGACUCCAGCACUGCCUUCCACAUCUCGCUGAGCAGCGCCUGCGUCGGCUGCCACUGCUCGUCCUUGCUUGCACCCAGUGAUCAAAACGCUAAAGUUCUGAUAACGUCCGAAUCCCAACAUCGUCUCCCACAUCUCGUUCAACAGCGCCAGAGCCCGCGGCCACUGACCACCUUUCACUCACGCGCCGUUCCUCAGCGUUGUGGCUGA